Molecule: messenger RNA, 5057 nt
Organism: Eubalaena glacialis (North Atlantic right whale)
Lineage: Eukaryota; Metazoa; Chordata; Mammalia; Artiodactyla; Balaenidae
Product: guanylate-binding protein 6-like
Exons: 11
Coding region: 180-2069 (629 amino acids)
Biological process (GO): defense response to protozoan; defense response to Gram-positive bacterium
Molecular function (GO): GTPase activity; GTP binding
Source: RefSeq, a predicted model, not a curated record
AGAAGGGAAGACUGGCUUGCUCAGUCUGUUUUAGCUUUGAUAAAGGAGGCACAGAAAGGUGCAAGGAGCAAGUGAGCAAGGGGUGAGAGGCAAGGUGGUGUAACAGUCAAGAAAUCUUUGCCGAAUCAUUGCCAUUGGUGUGUGUGGAGCAGGAAGCACUUCUAGGUUAGCAGGUUGCCAUGGCAUCUGGACCCAACAUGAUGGACCCCAUUUGUCUGGUGGAAAAUGACAAUGAGCUGCUGUCAGUGAACCAGAAAGCUCUACAGAUUCUUGAGAAGAUUUCUCAGCCAUUGGUGGUGGUGGCCAUUGUAGGACUGUAUCGUACAGGCAAAUCCUACUUGAUGAACCGUCUUACAGGACAGAACCAUGGUUUCUCUCUGGGCUCUACAGUGCAGUCUGAAACAAAGGGCAUCUGGAUGUGGUGUGUGCCUCACCCUUCCAAGUCAGACCAUACCCUGGUCCUUCUGGACACAGAGGGCCUGGGCGAUGUGGAAAAGGGUGACCCUAAGAAUGACUCGUGGAUCUUUGCCCUGGCUGUGCUUCUAUGUAGCAGCUUUGUUUACAACAGCAUGAGCACCAUCAACCACCAAGCCUUGGAGCAACUGCAUUAUGUGACAGAGCUCACAGAACUCAUCAGGGCCAAGUCCUCUUCAAGACCUGAUGAAGUAGAAGAUUCCACAGAGUUUGUGAGUUUCUUUCCAGACUUUAUCUGGACUGUACGGGAUUUCACCCUGGAGCUGAUGUUAAACGGUCACCCUAUCACAGAAGAUGAGUACCUGGAGAAUGCCUUGAAGCUGAUUCCAGGCAAGAAUCCCAAAGCCCAAACAUCAAAUCUACCCAGAGAGUGUAUCAGGCAUUUCUUUCCAACACGGAAAUGUUUUGUCUUUGACCGGCCAACAAAUGACAAAGAACUUCUAGCUGAUAUUGAGAAUGUGUCUGAAGACCAACUGGAUCCUAAAUUCCUGGAACAAACAAACAAUUUCUGUUCUUACAUCUUCACCAAUGCAAAAACCAAGACCCUCAGAGAGGGAAUCACAGUCACUGGGAACCGUCUGAGGACUCUGGUUGUGACCUACGUGGAUACCAUCAAUACCGGAGCUGUACCUUGUUUGGAGAACGCAGUGACAACUCUGGCCCAGCUGGAGAACUCAGCGGCUGUGCAGAAGGCAGCCGACCACUACAGUGAGCAGAUGACCCAGCGACUGAGCUUCCCCACAGACACGCUCCAGGAGCUUCUGGAGGUGCAUGCAGCCUGUGAGAGGGAAGCCAUUGCAAUCUUCAUGGAGCACUCCUUCAAGGAUGAAAAUCAAGAAUUCCAGAAGAAUCUUGUGGAAAUCAUAAAGGAUAAGAAGGAGGGUUUCUUGCUGCAGAAUGAACAGACAUCUGUCAAAUACUGCCAGGAUAAACUUCAUGAGCUUUCCAAGGCCCUAAUGGAAAGUAUUUCAGCAGGCACUUUUUCUGUUCCUGGAGGUCAUGAACUCUACAGGAAAGCAAAGGAAAUGCUUAAAAGGGACUAUUGCCAAGUGCCCAGGAAAGGAGUGAAGGCAAACGAAGUCCUCCAGAGCUUUCUGCUGUCACAGGUGGCAAUAGAGAAAUCCAUCCUGCAGGCAGAUAAAGCCCUCACUGAUGGGGAGAAGGCUGUAGUAGAGGAGCGGGCCAGGAGGGAGACAGCUGAGAGGGAACAGGAGGUGCUGAAACAGAAACUGCAGGAACAGGAGCAGCAGAUGGGAGCACAACAGAGGAGCCUCCAGGAGAACAUAGCCCAGCUGACAGAGAAGCUGGCGAGGGAAAGAGAAAACCUGCUGAGAGAGCAGAAUAUGAUGUUGGAGCAUAAGCUGAAGGUCCAGGAAGCUCUGCUUAAAGAAGGAUUUAGAAAGAAAUCUAAGGAGAUGAAUGCAGAGAUAAAUCAUUUGAAAAAUAUGAUUGAUAAUACUAAAGAUGAUGAUACUCCCUGGCUGGCACUAGCCUUGGACAAAUUUGGCAAAGAGAUCUCUUCACUAUUGUGCACUCCAGGCAAACUUCUUGGUCAUAUUGUGAGUGGUGUGAGCUCCCUAUUUAAAAAGAAGUAGCUCUCCUUUUAAAGAAAUUAUAGAUGCAUAAUAUAUGUACAUGCUCUGGCCUGUGUUUGGUGUGAAAGCUUUUCACUUUCAUUCAGCAAAUCUUUAAAUAUAAAAAGUAGUUACUAGAAAAUAUCAAUGCCUGGCCCACAUUAGAUAGAAUAAAUACAUGGACACUUUGUUAUAGUAUGUUCACUUUUAGGAAAUAUAUGUGUGCAAAAUCAUAUAUAUGUAUAUAUACAUACAUACAUACAAGAGGACCGUUGAGGCAUCCCUUUUAAUGGCAAAAGAUUGGAAACUACUUAAAUGUCCAUCUAUAUAAAUUGGUAAUAUACAUUUUCCAUGUACAUAUACUGGAAUAUAUGGAAUAUAUAUACUGGAAGUGUAGCCAGUAUACUGGAAUAUAUACUGGAAUACUAUGUAGCCAGUAAAUAAAUUGGAGUGGAGGUUUAUAUGUAUAAAUAUAGAACAACCUUGAAGAUAUAUAGUAGAGUGAAAAAAAUGAGGUACAAAACAGUUUGUAUAAUCUCUUCACCAUAAAAAAUGCAAUUAUUAUGUGCACUCAUAUAUAUGUAUACGUAGAAUGCCUCUGGAAGAUUCAUUAGAAAGUGGUAUCAUUGGUUCUUUCUGGGGAGAACAGCUUGGCAUUAGGGAUGGAAGGGACACAUACUUUUCAUUAUAUCCUCUAUCUUUUCAAUUUUGUAAAGAAAGCUUGUAUUAUCAUUUCUCAAAUAACAAAGAAAACAUAAAGUAUAAUACUAAAAAUGAUAAUAAAUGGAAUGUGAAAUUGACUAUUAGAUGAUGAAAUUGCUCAUUGCUUCUAGAAAUGACAUCAGUCUGUUCAAUGAGUUGGAUCAGAAUACUAGAAAGCAUAAAAUCUGCAUCCUAAUCUUGUUUUCACUUUGGCUUUGUUUUUAAUCCCUUAUAUUUGCUUCAAAAAGAAGGUAUAAACUUUCCUGUUACCCCUUGAAAUCUCAGCUAGAGGAGCCUUCACUUCCUCUCUUUGAGUUACACUUCUAAGGUAUUGGAAGAAAAUGACUAAACAUUAAGAAUAUGCACUGGUGAGAGGAAUCCCAUCGUUCUUGAAUGUUCAUUGGUGGACUCUCUGCUGCAGGCAAGGGCCAAAGAUGUGAUGUAUCAUUGAAGAACUGGAUGCCCUGAUAGUACUGGGGAUUAUAGACCCUGACGCCUGGAGGCCACCUGUUGGCAUUUAAACAUCAGAAGCCCAAGUACAUACCAUAGUGAUGAGCAUCAUGGUUUGUCUUAGCUGAGGCUGCUAUAACAAAAUUACCGUAGACUGGUUGGCUAAGACAAGAGCGUUUAUUUUUCCCCGUUUCUGGAAGCUUUAAGUCCAAAAGCUCGUGCCAGCACUGUUGGGUUGUUGGUAAGGGUCCUCUGGCAGCUUUACAGAUGGCAACUUUCUUACUGUGUCCUCACAUUUUUGGGAAAGGGAGGAGGCGGGGAGAGAACCUCAUGAUUCUUUGUUAUAAGGGCACUAAUCAGAUUCAUGUAAUCCCCAUACUCAUUACCUAAUUUCCUCCCCAAAGGCCCACUUCCAAGUACAUGGGAACAUUGGAAGAUAGGGUUUCCUCAAAUGAAUUUUGGAGAACACAAGCAUUCAGUCUAUAACGUGGUUGGAGUGGCAGCCAGCCGGACCUGAGCAGAGAAAAUUCUGAAUAUGGCAAAUAGAACAGGGUGUCUGUAGAGUCAAAAGGGAGGGGAGGAAACAAUCAAAUGGAAUCAAGGAUAUUUACCAGGAGGCUGAGAGGUAGCCUCGAUAAAAAAGACACAGUCCAUAGCCUUGAUCUAAACCAAUUUCAGAUCAUGAACCUAUCACCUGGAGGAGAGGGCAGGAUCCCAAGAGAAAGGACUCUGCAACUCUAGAACAAGUUAAAUGAUAAUGAUUUCCCCAGUCCCCCUCCUAGGGGACCUCUGGAAAUUCACUUGGUACCUGUGUGCUGGGAAAUGGAAAUGCCCAAACGUUUCGAUGACUCUUGGAAUCAGGAUCCAAGUUCGCAGUGAUACUCAGAUCCUGAAAAGACCUCACAGUCUCCCUGUUAAAGUAGAGUCACACAGGAUCCUGGUAAUAAAUGCAGUCUUGGCCCAGGUGCAAUGCAGCUAAUUUGGUCUAGUAUUUGUUUUCAAAUAAAAGUAAAGUUCAUCUGAGGACAGAAACCAUUACAUAUUUUUCUGUACAUCUUCAUGGAGUAUGUUUAGGCACAGAGUGUACUACAUAAGAAUCUGCUGGAAAAACAAAAGACUGACACAUGUGUAACUUAUCAAUUGCCAGAUUUCUAUGAACACUCUAAGGGUCUUUGGUAAUAGAUAGUUCGGAUUUUACACACUAGGUUAAGGUCUCUAAGGUGACCCUUUAAGCCUUUAAGGUCUUAAAGGCUAGCAGAGCAAAAGAAACUUUUCUGGUGUGGUCUCCUCCUCUGUGACUUCGUGUAUCACAGUCUCUGUGCCUCUGCAAGGAUGUUAACAUGUCUUCACUGGAGAUUUUAAAUGACUCUAUCCAGUUGUGGCUUCAAGUGUUCAGAAGGAAGAAUGGCUUUGACUUUUAUGGAAGAAACCAUAUAGUAAUGAAUAUGUGGCCAAUAAAUGGUAGGCUUUAAUGAAAAAGCAAACUAUUCUAUAGAAAUAUUGUAUAUCUGUUCUCAUUGAGAGCUUGAAUUAAGCAGAUGUUCUAAUCCCUUAGACUAGAGACACCCCAAAUUGAAGAACAAAAAGAAGUCUUGACUUUUUUAGAUUUGACAUAUAAAGGACAUCAUACAGUACUUGUCUUUCUCUGUCUGACUUAUCUAACUUAGCAUAAUGGGCUCAAGGUCCAUCCAUGUUGUCACAAAUGGCAGAACAUCCUCCUUCCCUGUGGCUGAAUAAUAUUCCAUUGUGUAUAUGUACCACUUCUUUUUUAUACAUUCAUCUGUUGAUUAGUGUUUAGGUUGUUUUCAUAUCUUGGCUAUUGUGACUAACAGUGCAAUAAACAUGAGAAUACAGAUA